AUGGAGGACCAAUCGAACUAUGGAAUCUCCAAUGCCGCUUCUCCUGGAAGCAACCCAAUUCUUUCGCAACCACCUCUGCAGCCUGCUGCGCCCGCCGCAGGUGAUGGAGCUGAAGAUGUCCAGAUGACCGAGGGCCCUGUUGCCGAACCCAACAUCAAGCAGGACAGCGCAACACCCGCACCAGGUGUUACGUCCGACAACCCUCUCGAUGCUCCCGAUGGGCCCGCGCCUGAGGCUACGCAGGACCAAGAAAUGGACGGUUCUCGCGACGAAAUGAAAGAUGGCCAGGUUGCGGCAAAGGAUGGCGACGAUGCCGCUACCGGAAACGAUGCUGAAGGACAAGAUUCCAAGACCAAGGAGACCCUCGAAUCCGCGGCUCGGGAGCACCUCAUCUCUCAAACGCAUGCUAUUGUCCUGCCGAGCUAUAGCACCUGGUUUGACAUGAACACCAUUAACGACAUUGAGCGUAAGGCCAUGUCCGAAUUCUUCAACAGUCGCAACCGCAGCAAGACACCUGCCGUCUACAAGGACUACCGCGACUUCAUGAUCAACACCUACAGACUGAACCCUGUCGAAUAUCUCACUGUCACGGCUUGCCGGCGCAACCUGGCUGGAGACGUUUGCGCCAUCAUGCGCGUUCACUCUUUCCUUGAGCAGUGGGGAUUGAUCAACUACCAGAUCAUUUGCGACACGCCCCGUGGCCUCCAGCCCUGGCAACCGUCUGCCGAUGCCGUUGUCUCGACUGGCAAGCCAAGUGCCGAUACCGAUAAGAAAGCUACGGCAACGUCUGCUGCCAAGAGCGAUCUUAACUUGGAAGUUAGCCGGAACAUUUAUGAGGCAAGCGCCAAGGGAACGAAGCUGAACAAAACGGAGCCCAAGACCAAUGGCGAAACACCUGUUACUAACGGUAUCUCGGGUGUCGAGGAGGCUACAAAGACGCCUAUUGUCAAGGUCAACUGCUACACAUGCGGCAUCGACUGCACCAGAUUAUAUUACCACAGCUCGCAGGCCGAUCCCAACUCCAAGACCAAGUACGAUGUUUGCCCUAGCUGCUACCUCGAAGGUCAUCUUCCUGGCAACCAGACCAGUGCCCAGUUCACCCGCAUGGAGAACCCUACUUACACAACCGUUCUCGACCGGGACGCGCCGUGGAGCGAUGCCGAAAUUCUCCGGUUGCUUGAGGGUAUUGAGAGAAUGGACGACGACUGGAAUGAAAUUGCGGAUCACGUGGGUACUCGAACGCGCGAGGAGUGUGUCUUGCAGUUCUUGUCGCUGGAUAUUGAGGGCAAGUACGCGGACUCGGACCUCGCCGUGAAUGCCCCAACCGGCCUUGCGAUGCUCGGACAGCAGGGUGGUCAUCUGCCUUUCAGCCAAGCGGACAACCCUGUCAUGUCAGUGGUUGGUUUCCUAGCGGGCCUCGCGGACCCUGCAAGCACGGCGGCGGCGGCCAACAAGUCGGCCGAGGAGCUAAAGCGCAAGCUCCGCAGACGGCUUGAGGGCGAAAGCUCCGAGGAGCAGGCUGUCACCAACGGCAAGGGCAAAGACAAGGAUGGUGACUCAAUGGAGAUUGACAUCCGACAAGACGUAACGACUACGACAACGACAACAACGACGACGACGACGCUGGCGACCAUCCCCAUGGCCACUAUGGGUGCCCGUGCUGCCGGUCUUGUAUCACACGAGGAGCGUGAGAUGACGCGACUGGUUUCUGCUGCAGCAAACCUUACGUUGCAGAAGUUGGAGCUGAAAUUGAAAUAUUUCAACGAGAUGGAAGCCAUCCUGCAGGCAGAGCGGAGGGAGCUUGAGCGCGGCCGGCAACAACUGUUUCUGGACCGGCUUGCGUUCAAGCGCCGUGUCCGAGAGGUACAGGAUUCACUCAAGACGGCGGUUGAGACGGGUGGGGACCAAGGCCUGAAGAUGGCGCAAGAUGCCAUGACGGACGGUGCCAGCCUCACAUUCCAGGCGGCACCCGGGCCCGGCGCGGUACAGCCGCUGAGCAGCGAAGGGCAAAUCAAGAGCUUUGAAGCCUGA
This is a messenger RNA of Colletotrichum spaethianum, 2031 nucleotides long. RefSeq names its product SWI/SNF and RSC complexes subunit ssr3. NCBI's taxonomy places the organism in Eukaryota, Fungi, Ascomycota, Sordariomycetes, Glomerellales, Glomerellaceae. The coding region runs from base 1 to 2031 and encodes 676 amino acids. The record is from RefSeq and is a predicted model, not a curated record. The transcript has 3 exons. Gene Ontology annotation, biological process: positive regulation of DNA-templated transcription. Gene Ontology annotation, cellular component: SWI/SNF complex. Gene Ontology annotation, molecular function: histone binding; DNA binding.